AAAUAUUUUAAAUAUCUAUGUUACGUAUGAAUACUAAUACUAAAAUGACCGUUGGGACGAAAAACGCAACUGCUUUUCAACAUUUCGCAAACGCAACCAUCAUCAUCAAACGUUCCACACAGGAAAAUAGAGAGUGGCAGUGAGACUGGCAAGGGCAUCAAGCCGAGGCAAACUAGUGAACCAUAGUCGACAACACAAACGAGGCGACCAAACAAAAAAAGGCACCGCUUAGAAGCAAAAAUCACAUUUUGUCAGUCAUAUUUGUGUCGACAUGGCCGCAAUAUCACGACACGGCCGACCGGGGAGCAAAAAAGUAUGGUGCUUGUCACCGAUCAAUUUGCUCAUCUGCUUCAUGUUGGUGAUGGGAUUGGUGUAUGUGCAAGUAUCCGUGUGGAUGCUCAGCGGAUCGUUUUCGCCUAAAUCAUCCAACAGCAAUAGUGGCCAUUCCCCGAACGAGGUGCAUCAACGACGGGUCAAGGAUGCAGAAGAACUGACAAAUUCACGCCAACACGAGCACGUACAAAAACAGAAACAACAACAAACAUUAUUAAAGCAACAUUACUCCGAUUGGCGAAAAUAUGCCGUCGAGCUUGCGGGGAAAUUUCCGGAAGAUAUCAUUCAGAUCCUAAGAACGGAAGAUCCCUUUGGGGUGCGAACCUUUGAAAAACGGCUCCUGGAAACAGAAUCGAGCCAGGGACGAUUUUUGACCCUGGAGGAACUCAAAGGCUUGUUCCCCUGCCCCGGAAACGAAGGAGAGCGGAUCACCCUGCCCGACCAGAGGAACCACGACAAGGCCCAAGCCUUUCGAAAUGGAACGGAACCCUAUUUUCUUUUUUUCCAACACCUGCGAAAGGCCGGGGGGACGAAUUUUUGCACCCUGGCCACGAAGAACUUCGAGAAAAAGAACCUCCCGAAGUAUUAUUGCAGUACGUACAAAAUACGAUGUGUUUUGCUGGCGAAGCAUUCUUGUGUAUUGCAUGUGUUUUAGUGUGUUAGAGAGAGCCCCGAUUCUGAUGGGAUUCGUUUUCUUUUUUCUUGCGUUGCUUCUGGACAAUUCAUCGAUACAAUCCAUAUGGACAAAAAAUUAACCAACUGAAGUGCCCGACUACCAUUGGGACAUGACUCCUCCGCGAGGCGCGGGUUACCUUACGCGAUACAAAAAUUCAGAAAUUAUUCAGCACAUGAAAGAAAAUCAGCACAAAAUUGCCGGAAACGAAUGGGAUCCCUUUGAUCACAGUCGCUUCUUUGAUCUUCCCGCUGCCUUUGCUACUUCUUUCCGGCGCCCACUAGAUAGAGCCCUCUCGCAAUUUCGGUUCGAGUGCAUCGAAAACCGAGGAUGCAAGAUCAAAAACGUUACUAAGUGGUGGAACAAACGAAGGGAUCUGACCGACGUUUAUACCUGGACCUUUUCCAAUGACGGUAUCCGAAAGAUGUUCAUUGGGCAUGACAAAGAAAGCUCAGAAAAACGGCAGGAACUCCUUGGAACAGCCCUCGACACGGUCGCCAAAUUCAAUCUAGUGAUGGUAAUGGAAUGGCUUGCCUACGCACCCCAGCACGUCAAAGACGUCCUGGGCUUCCAAAACACAGCAACUCUUACCGAACGAGUCCGGCCACACAUCGGACAGGCCAAGCGUCACGAUGGGCAGGAACACAACUCGCUCGGAGCGGCGGGCAUUGCCAAAGCCAGCUGGACGCCCGAGGAUUAUCUCCCCCCGGACCUGUACGAGAUCAUGAGCCGAGACCUAGCCCUCGACGAGAUUUUGACAGAUGCCGCCCGACGGAUCUUUCUUGAAAGGCUCGUCUGCAGCGAUGUUCAUCGCUUUGAUUGAAGAAAACGAAUGAUAGCGGAAGCGAAACGAGUGGACAUGGAACGCAAUGCGAUGUUUGCAUACUACUUAUUCCAUUUGACUUCCGUAAAUAUAGUACCCCGGCAAGA
Molecule: messenger RNA, 1936 nt
Organism: Pseudo-nitzschia multistriata
Lineage: Eukaryota; Bacillariophyta; Bacillariophyceae; Bacillariales; Bacillariaceae
Source: the annotation of a GenBank genome assembly